CCACUUUCGACGGGUAGGUUUUUGCAGACGGAAGGUGAAAAAAUUUUCCACAUUACGAAUUGCAAAAAAAUCAACAUUUUUACUAAUUUAUCCAUUUGAUUUGAUAUAAUUUUCAAAUUGUGUUCUAUUUAUAUUGUAUUAAAAAUCUGCCUAUAGAAAGUUGAAAAUUUACUCUGGAAAUAGAAAGUUAUUGCGUGCUUGUCAACGUCGAAAGGUUGAAACUGCAGCGCAGCAGGCAACACUCGCUCGGAAACGGGGCAACGUCGCGCUCGCUAUAAUUGUUUGCUUUACUUGAUUAUUCUAUUCGUCGACAAUUGUCGGCCAUAAGCAGAAACAAUUUUUCGUAAAAUUGGUGAAAAAAAUAUUUGAUUUGACACGCGCGUCAUACAGUGAUACAGUUAGAAUCCAACAUGAGUGGCGGAUUACCGGAGUUGGGCUCGAAGAUCAGCCUAAUUUCGAAAGCUGACAUUAGAUAUGAAGGCCGCUUGUAUACGGUGGAUCCACAGGAGUGUACAAUUGCUCUGUCGAGUGUGCGCUCCUUUGGAACGGAGGACCGUGACACCCAGUUUCAAAUAGCACCGCAGUCGCAGAUCUACGAUUAUAUCCUAUUUCGCGGCUCUGACAUCAAAGACAUUCGCGUUGUGAACAACCAUACGCUGCCGCACCACAAUGAUCCGGCCAUAAUGCAGGCACAAUUGCAGAACGGCCCACAGGUAAUGCCACAACAUUUCCCAAUGAAUGCGCCACAACAACAACAACAGCAGCAGCAACCGCAGCACAGUGGUCCAUCGAUGGCUGGAGGCAGUGGAGGUGCACCCGGAGCACCAGGCGGCGGUGGUUUUGGAAAUGGUAAUCCAUUUGGCGCCUUAGGAGCUCCCAGUCUUGGUCCGGGCUCUUUGGCUCCUGGUGCCGGAGCACCUGGCAGCGGAGGGCCGUUUAUGAACAUAGGUGGCAAUCAGCAACAGCAGCAGCAGCAACAAAAGCCCCAGCAGCAGCCAAAACAAAUUUCCGUUUUAGAUAUGCUAGCGAGCGCUUCGCGUUCGACAACGCCUAUUAGCCUCAUUAUCAGUCCAACGGCCGACCUGACCCAGCAGCACUCCCAGCAACAGCAGCAGCAGUUACAUCAGCAGCAGAAUUCUGUGCAAGCUCUCGGCGGUGGUAAUGCGCGCGAUGCCGGUCAUAAGCGCCAAAACCAUCAGCAGCAGCAGCAACAGCAACAACAGCAGCAGCAGCAGAGAGGGGGACCCAAUAUGCAGCAACAGCAGAGGAAUAACCACAACCACAAUAACGACUAUUACAAUCAUCCCCACCCCCAGCAGCAGCAGCAGCAGCAGCGCGAUCGCCGUGAUUCUGGCCGUCAAAUGGAUAACAAUUACAACAAUUAUAAUAAUCAACGUAAUCGUGGGGGAGUUGGCGGUGCCAUCCAACAGCGUGGCAAUGGAGGAAAUGGCGCAUGGAACAUGCACCGUGGUGGUCCACAGAAUUCGAACAAUAUGAUGAUGCGCGGCAAUCGCGGCAUGGGUGCUCGUGGCCCAAUGCGACCCAAUCAGGGUUAUCGUCCACAAUCGGCUAAUCAGAAUAAACCUCGCAACAAGAUCAAAUUUGAGGGCGACUUUGAUUUCGAGCAGGCAAACAAUAAGUUUGAAGAGCUGCGUUCACAACUGGCGAAACUCAAGGUGGGCGACGAACCCAACAAAACCACAGCUACAACAACAGCCACAACCACAACAACAACUUCUACCACUACUGAUCAGUUGAAUGGGGAGACCGACAAGAAGGAUGACUCUGGCAAUGAGACCGGCGCUGGCGAGCAUGAGCCCGAGGAUGAGGAUGUUCAUGUGGGCUACGAUAAGACCAAAUCAUUCUUUGACAAUAUUUCGUGCGAGGCGGCUCAGGAUCGCAGCAAGAACAAGAAGAACGACUGGCGUCAGGAGCGCAAAUUGAAUACCGAGACAUUCGGAGUCUCGUCCACCCGACGUGGCAGUUUUAAUAGCUACCGAGGGCGCAACCAUUACUACAACAAUGGCAACACGAUGGGCGGAGGAGCCGGCAAUGGUGGCAUGAAUUCUGGCUACGGCGGUGCACCUGGCUAUAAUCGCAACAAUUAUCGCAUGGGCGGCGGCGGCAACUUUCGUAACCGCAGCAACAAUCGUAACAAUAAUGGCGGAAACCGCCAGAACAAUAUAACAAAUGGAAAUGGCAGCGCAGCCGCAGCUCUGAAAGCUGCCAACAAUGCAGGAGGUGCCGGUACGGGCAACAAUACAGAGACCACGGCACCCAAUGCCGCAACAACGAAGACGGCCACGUCUACAAUUACAGAGCAGACGCAACAGGUGGCGGCAGUUUCUCAAUAAUGUCGCAUGCGUGGAGUUUCCUUGCCUAACUUUACAAAAUCUAAAAACAGUCCUACUCAUUGCAAAGCUAGUUUACCCGAAUGCAACCUAAUCAAGCGACCGACCGAUCGACGACAAAAAGGCUCUUAUCAUCAUGAAGAAUCGAUUAUGGAACUAAUAAUGGCAUAAACAGAAUAAUUGUAAAAUUUUACUUAGUGUUGUAACGCUCAUGACGUCCUGCGCGCACUUUGCCCGCCCACCGUGUUGCUUUGCUAUUCAUAAGAUCAAUCAAAAGCGUUCAGCAGCCAUAAAAAUAGGUUUUUGUGUAAAUGGUAUGCUGAACGGCAAUAGUGAUGCAGCACAUGAUUAUAGUGAGAACAUACACACCUCUACAUAUAUUUAGUAAUAAAUGUGAAGAAACAUUAAGCAUAAGUCUAUGAAAAGUUAAAGAAAAACUCUAGGAGUCGCAAAUUAUGAAAUUAAAGAAAGAAACAAUUAAAUCCAUGGAAUUCCCAACAUUAAUAAAAGCAAACGCAA
Messenger RNA from Drosophila virilis, 2870 nucleotides. RefSeq names its product trailer hitch (gene tral). Gene Ontology annotation, cellular component: P-body. Gene Ontology annotation, biological process: cytoplasmic stress granule assembly; P-body assembly. The record is from RefSeq and is a predicted model, not a curated record. NCBI's taxonomy places the organism in Eukaryota, Metazoa, Arthropoda, Insecta, Diptera, Drosophilidae. Gene Ontology annotation, molecular function: mRNA binding.